AUGCGUUCACUCGCUCUUCUUAGUCUCUCGGCCCUGGCUGCAGCGGCCAUCACACCACAGAACAUACUGGAUCAGGAUGAAGUCAUCGAGAGGGAGGCGGGCCGGGAAUACACCGUGAAACUGGGAUGCGUCGGAUGCCCUGUUCGUGCCUGGACGAGCCCUGAAAAGGCGGAAUGGCUACAUCCGUCUCCAAACAGCUCGCUAGUGGGUUUGCUCAAGUUCGACAUGACCGAGUUCAGCGAUGCGUUACUCCUCAACGGCAAUCGCAUCUUCCCCCUGGACCCCAUGCCCCUUCAUAUCAAUGCCGUACAGGUAUCCACCAAUAUACAGCAGGACGAGAUGGAAUCCGGAGACAAAGACAACGACACAUUGGAGCUAAACAAGCACAGGAGAAUGAUGUUUCCGCUCCAAUACCAGCAUACCAUCUUUCGCGCUCAAAAGCCCGAACACUUGUGGCUUCAAUUCAACGUGACUGGUCUGCCCUGGGGAGAAGGACCUGAGCCGAUCAAGAUGGGUCAGAAGGUCGUUCAGAUAUUAUUACACAAGGAAUAUGAUGAGCACCUUGUGUAUGACAAGAACUUGGGCGGUCCCUACAUCCUCUCCAUCCAAGACGUACAAGUUGUUGAGGCAAAGAACAGAAUGCAACCACCUAGGAUGAAGUGUGGAAAGCUGGCUAUGGUGCAAACGUCGUUCGAUCCAAGCGAAUGGGACGAGUAUGGCAAAAUUGGCACGUGGUCGAGAACCUGGAACUUCUUCGUUGGUAAGAUACAGCUUGGAGGAAACACCCUGCUUCUUCCGCUCUUUGCACUGGUUGCGGCUAGCCUCAUCAUGGCUCGUCGCCUGUUUUUGCGAAGGCAGCAGGAAAAUACAGGCACCGAUUCGGAUGCUGAGACUGCUUUGUUGGGCCGCGACGCACCUCCACCGUACGCAGACAUCCCGGUGAUCAAGAUUGAAGAGUAUGAUUACUUGACCGGCUUUGCACUUUACUUUUCCCUUCUAUCAGCGACCAUGUCUGUCAUCAUCGAGCAAUACAACAAGGAAUGGCCGCAGCAAUUCGAAAGUAUCAAGUCGGAGUUGGAACAUUACCUUCAGGACGUCGACUACCUAUCGAUCCAACACGUGGGUAGCACAUCAGUGCCUGGCCUUGUCGCCAAACCUAUCAUCGAUGUUGACAUCAUAGUUACUCGCGACAAUGUCCAGCCUGCUAUCGACACUCUCAUAGCGAAGGCAAAGUUCGACUACCUUGGGGAACUGGGUAUCGAGGACCGUCAUGUCUUCAAUGACCCCAACCAGUCUUUGCGCCAUAACAUCUAUGUGUGCGUCGACGGUGUUGCACAAACGCGCAAUCAUCUCAGCUUACGUGACACGCUACGCUCAAACGUCGAGUUGAGGGAUGAACUUGCACGUGUGAAGCUCGAACUUGCAGCCAAGACAAACAACAUCAUCGACUAUAUGAUUGGCAAGGGAAAUGUCAUUCAGAAGAUACUCAAAGCCUCUGGUGUUCUGACAAAGGAAGAACUCGCAGCAAUCGCCCGCGCAAAUAUAAAAGGCGAACGCUUUGGCGCCAUCAAAACACGUCGUUUGCUCCUCCGCGAAUUCGUCAUGAAGGAUGAGGAAAGCUACUUUCUUCUCGAGGGAAACGAGCAAAACGCACGUUAUCAGGAAUGGCCCCCACGUACACGCCAAGAAGCUCGUCAGCUCGUCCUGGAGAACAUUCGCAACCACAACGAUGUGCCCCGGACCAAGUACGAACUUGCCGUCGAAAACCUCGACGAGCAGUUCAUCGGCCGCGUAGGCGCCAAGACGUCUCAAGCAAACUCUGACUCCCUACCAGGAGAAACCACCAUCAAGCCAGUCACCCGUGCCAACCUCUGGUUCUCCUUCUUGCCUUCUAUGCAAGGUCAAGGUUUCGCAACCGAAGCCAUGACGGCUUUCAUUGAUGCUCUGAAGGAACGACUGCAGGAUCAAGGGAAACUAGAAAUGGAGAUUGAGUGUGAUCCAAGGAACGAGGGAAGCUGGAAGUUGGCAGAAAGGCUGGGAUUUGAAAGACACAGCCUCACGAAGGAGAAAGAGAUGAUCAAGGGGGAAUGGGUGGAUAGUCUGGUCAUGAAGAAGGUCGUUGGGGACGUGCCAUAUGCAGCAAAACAU
Messenger RNA from Alternaria burnsii, 2148 nucleotides. RefSeq names its product arabinogalactan endo-beta--galactanase. Lineage: Eukaryota; Fungi; Ascomycota; Dothideomycetes; Pleosporales; Pleosporaceae. The transcript is spliced from 4 exons. The record is from RefSeq and is a predicted model, not a curated record. The annotation marks the transcript as partial. Gene Ontology annotation, molecular function: acyltransferase activity, transferring groups other than amino-acyl groups.